GCGCCGGAGCAGAACGCUCACAACCCCUGGAGAGGGCACAGCCAGCAGCAGCAGCGAUGCUUUGCCGAAUGCACCUCGCACCAUUCGCCUCCAGCUCCCUGGCCACCCGGCUGGGCACGGUGAGGACCCUCUGGCCGCACGCAGAGACCAUCUUCACUGAGCUGCAGCAGGAGAUGGAGAAAGCUCGGGAGUUCAUGAGCAGCUUCGAGCAACUCCUGAGCAGCCAAGGAGCCACCGCCAUGGAGCGAGCCCCGAGCACCAGCGCAGCCCUGACCCAGGGCUCCGUGGAGGGCUUCUCCAUCUGCCAGGACGUCAAGAACUUUGCUCCCGAGCAGCUGUCGGUGAAGGUGGUGGGCAGGAAGGUGGUGCUGGUGGGGCAGAAGGAGACGCAGAGCACGGACGAGAAGGGCUCCUUCUCCUACAAGUACGAGGUGCUGAAGCGGGAGUGGGACGUGCCCGAGGCGGUGGAGGCCGAUGAGCGGGUCAGCCCUGCAGCCCCACAGCCUGGAACAGCCUCUGAGAACGGAGCCACCGCCAAAGCCCAGGCGUAA
Molecule: messenger RNA, 551 nt
Organism: Phaethon lepturus (White-tailed tropicbird)
Lineage: Eukaryota; Metazoa; Chordata; Aves; Phaethontiformes; Phaethontidae
Product: heat shock protein 30-like
Exons: 2
Coding region: 57-551 (164 amino acids)
Source: RefSeq, a predicted model, not a curated record